Molecule: messenger RNA, 907 nt
Organism: Carassius carassius (crucian carp)
Lineage: Eukaryota; Metazoa; Chordata; Actinopteri; Cypriniformes; Cyprinidae
Product: disks large homolog 4-like
Exons: 5
Coding region: 128-550 (140 amino acids)
Molecular function (GO): protein binding
Source: RefSeq, a predicted model, not a curated record
AAGCUCAAAGCCCUAAAGAGGUUUAAGUUUAGAGGAUGAAACGACAGCUGGACACAGACACACAUCAGAGACAACGACGGGCAACUUGCCUCUCAAACGAGAAGAUACAGAGCGAGCGCUGCAGGCGAUGGAAGCCUGUCAAUCAGCAGGUGAUGAAGGUUUCAGGAGUCGUGCAGAGACGCUCUUGACCAUCUUUCAGAGUGACCUGUUUCAGGCUCUGCUGGACAUUCAAGAGUUUUAUGAGCUGACGGUGUUUGAGAAUCAGACAGAAGGUCAAGCCCUCACACCGGGACUGAAGUACCGUUACCAUGACGACGAGACGCCGCCGCUGCAGCACAGUCCCGCUCACCUGAACGUCAGCGACGCCGGACACGCCCCCAUCGACGGUAUCCACGGUUACACACCCCAGAUGCACGGGUCACCCGCCAAGCCGGUGCUGCUCCCCAGCGGUCACACACCUUACUACGCCACCUCCACUCUGGUAAGACACACACACACACACACACACACACACACACAUGAGAACAUGUGUGCUUCUGAUUGGCUGUGAGGUCAUUUCCUGUAGAAGCGUCUUACUACACGCACCUGCUGCCUGUGCACUUGAUCACUUGUCUACUUACAUGAUGUAUUUCUAGUGGACAUGAAGACAUCAAGUGUGUGUAAAACGUUUAAUUACUCUAUUUGACACACUGCAACAUGUCCGAAUUCUGAUAGCGUUCUGUUUAUUAUAAAUGCUGCUGUUUUGUUGUCUGUCGCUUUAAGAGCUCACUCUUUAAAGCAGGAUGGAUUCUGAUUGGCUGUCCAUGAUUUUUUUUAUCAUUCAUCAGCUGAUAAAUAUUGUUUCUCUGUGUCGUUAUCAUCUGUGGACUCUGCUAAUCUUUUACAUUUAGAAUGAUAUAUUUAUGGU